AUGAAAAAGCACAAAGAACAACUAUUGGAAAAGCAGAAUGGGUCACAAAAGAACAUGGGGGCUUUGUUUAGCCCACUAGCAAAGAUGGAAGAAACCACUUGUAAGGGUGAAAUCGUCACUGCUGACAGCAUUCUAAAGCCAACAUUGAAAUUGCACCCAACAGCAAACAAAAUUGCCAUGCAAACAGAAAUGUGUCAGCAAGAACAACUUGUGAAACAGACCCAAGCGAUGACACCCAUCCAUAGGAAAGUCUUUGUACGUAAAAAAUCAUCUAAGCUGAGUGACGAAGAAGUGUUGGAAAAACUCAGGCUGUUAUGUUCACCAGAUCAUCCAGAUUCCAUUUUUGAAAAAAUUAGUGAGAUUGGUUCUGGGGCAUCAGGUACUGUUUUCAUUGCACGCAAUCGAAGAUUAGGAAAUAAAGUGGCUAUCAAGGACAUUGACUUGGAUAAACAGCCUAAAAAGGAGUUGAUCUUAACAGAAAUAAAGGUCAUGAGAGAACUAAGACAUGAGAAUCUGGUUAACUUCCUGGAUGUAUAUUUACUUGACAAUCAUUUGUGGGUUAUUAUGGAAUUGUUGGAUGGUGGUCCCUUGACAGAUGUUGUUACUGAGACCAUCAUGAAGGAACCACAGAUAGCAGCAGUUUGCAAUCAGACCUUACAAGGGAUUAAUUAUUUACAUCAAAAUGGAGUAAUUCACCGAGAUAUCAAAUCUGAUAAUGUUCUUCUUGGGAAAGAUGGUUCUAUCAAGGUCACAGACUUUGGAUUUUGUGCUAAUAUUCAGGGUGAUGAGAAGAGGCAAACAAUGGUAGGAACACCAUAUUGGAUGGCUCCAGAGGUAAGUGAAUUCCUCAAAUAGUGUGACAUAACUCCC
Molecule: messenger RNA, 870 nt
Organism: Macrobrachium nipponense
Lineage: Eukaryota; Metazoa; Arthropoda; Malacostraca; Decapoda; Palaemonidae
Product: serine/threonine-protein kinase PAK 2-like
Exons: 6
Coding region: 1-855 (284 amino acids)
Biological process (GO): regulation of MAPK cascade; intracellular signal transduction; regulation of axonogenesis
Cellular component (GO): cytoplasm
Molecular function (GO): protein serine/threonine kinase activity; ATP binding
Source: RefSeq, a predicted model, not a curated record